Molecule: messenger RNA, 1495 nt
Organism: Aphanomyces invadans
Lineage: Eukaryota; Oomycota; Saprolegniomycetes; Saprolegniales; Verrucalvaceae
Exons: 5
Coding region: 58-1452 (464 amino acids)
Biological process (GO): rRNA processing
Cellular component (GO): small-subunit processome; Pwp2p-containing subcomplex of 90S preribosome
Molecular function (GO): protein binding
Source: RefSeq, a predicted model, not a curated record
GGAGGCACUCCCGGACGCAAGUGCCACCACGCUUUCCACUUCGCCUCGGUGAUCAUCAUGGCUGGCGACAAGGCGGCAUCACAACAAGUGUCGACAGUCGAACUCGCGCUGAACGACCAAUUGUUCGGCAGCAAGGGCAAAGGGUAUGCCGCGUUGAAGCGACCACUCACCGACGACAACGCAGUCCAUCGCCAAGCUGCGUGGAUAGAUGAAGAUGACGAGCACGUGACAGUCGAUUUGGAAGAUUCGUCCCGCCUGCGGAAGCUGCGCAAAUCCGACGACGAAACCCAAGUCCAGGGUGAUGUGUUCCAACAACGCCUCAAGAAACAAUUUGAAUCGGGCCGAUCGGUUGCGUCCUGGGCCGACUUUGGUGCGAUUGACGCCAAGAAACGCGCAGGUCGUCGCAGCGACGGCGAGGACGAUGACGAGGAAGAGUUCGACCUCUUUGCCACGUCGGGGUCGCUCAUGGAGAGGUCGCACGAUGUGUUGCUUCCAGGGACGCUGGAAGUGGGCCGUGUGAAGGAUGCCAACCAGCACGGACAGUCGAACGCGGUGAUCCAGUCGGUGCAGUUUCAUCCGAAUGGGCAGCUCUUGCUAACGGCCGGGCUUGACAAAACAUUGCGACUCUUCCAAAUAGACGGCAGUACGAACGCCAAGGUCGAGAGCAUCUUCCUCAAGGACAUGCCAAUCUCGUGCGCCAAGUUCACCGCAGAUGGCAAGCGCAUCGUGAUGUCGGGCCCACGCACGUUUAUCCACACGUAUGACAUGGAGUCCGGAUCUGUUCAGCGCAUCCCUCGCAUCGGAAACCGAAAGGAACGCAAAUGGGACUCAUUCGCUGUGUCCCGCAGCCACGCCGCGUUUCUCGGGAACGACGGCAUCAUUGCCCUCUUGUCCUCGGCAUCUUACGAGUGGAUGGGCAACAUCAAAAUGAACGGGUCUGUGCGAUCGGCGACGUUCUGCGACGACAACAACUACCUCUUGACCACCGGGAGCGAUGGCGACGUGUACAAGUGGGACAUGCGCACUCGUCGCUGCAUCUACCGCGUGGGCGACGAAGGCAGUCUCGGAAGCGGUGCGAUUGCCGCCAAAGGCAAGUACGUUGCCGUCGGCGCUGACUCGGGCGUUGUAAAUGUGUACGAUAUCAACACGCUAUCUGCCACUGCGACACACCCCAAGCCCGCCAAGACGUUCCUGAACUUGACGACGUCGAUCGACCAGUUGUUGUUCAACCCCGACGGACAGAUCCUCGCCAUGUCGUCGAAAGAAACCAAGGACGCGCUCAAGAUGGUGCAUGUGCCGUCCAUGACGGUGUUUGCCAACUGGCCGACAGCCAAGACGCCUCUGCAAUAUGUCACGAGCAUGGACUUCAGCCCGAGCGGAGGGUACUUUGCACUGGGGAACGCGCGAGGCCGUGUCCUGCUGUAUCGAUUGAACCAUUACGCGUCAACUUAAUCUAAAUGCGAGACUGUACAAACUUGUCGUCGGCAUCCUGGCG